Molecule: messenger RNA, 4287 nt
Organism: Pieris macdunnoughi
Lineage: Eukaryota; Metazoa; Arthropoda; Insecta; Lepidoptera; Pieridae
Source: the annotation of a GenBank genome assembly
AUGAGUGCUCACAGUGGUUGUAUGAGUUGUAAUGAAAGCUCAGAGCAUUUUGAAUCUAAAAUCGAAGCUGAAUGUUCUGAAGCUGAAGAUGCCCAAAUUAGACUGGCACCGCAUGUGCAAGCUUACUUGGCUCAUAAUAACUCAACUACAAAUUGUUGUGGUUUUGCAAUACCAAUUGCCUUUGAAAGGGCUGCACCGGGAACAUGGUGGAAUCCAAGGUUUGACUCACCAAUACUUGAAGGCCAGUACAGAAGUAGCUCUUUCAGACAGAUAAGAUUGAGAUUUAGAUUUGCACUUUUAUACAUUUUAAUAUUUUCCAUUUCAUGGUUUAUCUAUUUUGUGGUACUUGGUCUGAAUGAUGUGAGUGUAAAAUGGCCAUUUUUAUGUUUAAUAUUUGCUGGAGUAUUGUUAAUUACAUCUGUAAUGUUGUUUCUAACCUUUACUGAAAUAUAUAAAGUACAUACAAUCAGAUUGUCAAUGACUAUGGCUCUUGCUCUGUGUAUCCUCAGCUUGUCCCUCAUAGCCCUGACAACACAAUUAGAUCCAAAUUCACUUUUGAUAGCCGAUAUAAGUCAAUCGGGUCACUUCACCAUGUGCAUUGAAAUACUAUUGAUAAUCUAUACUUUAACCCCAUUACCCCUCUUUGCUUGUGUCUCAAUAGGGCUCCUGUAUUCUAUAGCUUUUGAGACCCUCAAUGUAUUCUUACAUUUAUCAGAACAAGAAUGGCAAUAUCCUGGAAUGUUAGUCAGAAUUUUACUUCAUUUUUGUGUGCAUAUAAUUGGUGUACAUAUUUACCUUAUGACUUUUGUAAGAAUGAGGGGUACGUUUAUGAAAGUGGGUCAGAGUUUGCUAGUCAGAAGGCAGCUGGAGAUGGAAAAGCAGCUGAAAGAGAAAAUGAUUCAUUCAGUAAUGCCGCCAAAGCUUGCUAGUUGGCUGAUGGAGGAGCAAGUGACAGAAACUGAAACUAUAUCAAAAAUUCAUGACCCACUUCAGGCCAGAACAUCAAACCCUGGUGCUUCAGAUAUUAAAUCAUUAUUCAGACCGUUUAACAUGAGUUCAAUGGAUAAUGUGAGCAUCCUUUUUGCGGACAUAGUUGGAUUUACAAAAAUGUCCAGCAACAAAGGUGCAGAGGAAUUGGUCAACAUAUUGAAUGACCUGUUUGAGAAGUUUGACGAGUUGUGCCUAAUACAUGGAUGUGAGAAAAUCUCCACUCUAGGAGAUUGUUACUACUGCGUAUCUGGUUGUCCAGAGCCGAGGCCCGACCACGCCACUUGCUGUGUUGAAAUGGGACUAGGAAUGAUAGAAGCGAUUCAAGAAUUCGAUCGGGAAAAAGGAGAGGGUGUUAAUAUGAGAGUAGGCGUCCACACGGGGACCGUCCUGUGCGGCAUAGUGGGGACUCGCAGGUUUAAAUUCGACGUAUGGAGUAAUGACGUAACACUCGCGAAUAAAAUGGAAUCAACGGGAAAGCCGGGCCGUGUGCAUAUAUCCGAGGAAACGAGCAAAUUCCUCGGGGGCUCCUACGUCUUAGAAGAGGGCGAGGAAGUUUUCGGUCAUAAAACCUACUUUAUAGAGGGCCGGCAGCUGAGUUCUCCGUACGACCACGAUUGCCUGACCCCCUCCAAUCCAGUGAACUUGCGUCUUAUCAUAUCUCCGGCCGCCUCCCCACAAUCGGCUCUCUCUAUCAGCCAUUCGCCCUUACCUAUCUCCGCGAAGACCGGCGACGCUUCUGCAGGCGACAAAACGAAACCCGAAGCCAAGUUCUCCGACUUCCUAUCGCCGAGCACGUUUAGUUUUCGUAAUAAAGCCAGCUCUCUGCCGAGUAUUUUGGACUCGGACACGGAGUUAGAAGAUAAACGAGAUAAGCGGUUCGUGAACGGAAACGAUGCCUCGUCGAAAAGCCCCACGUCGAUCGGUAGCUGUGGAAAGUACACAAACAAAAUAAAACAAUGGAAGAUACCGAAGUUUUUAAGAAAGCACUCGGACACCCCUUUGCACGAAAUGAAGAAACAGAACUUCAGCGCCAAAACCAUACAUAUAGUGGAGUGUGGGGACGCGCAGACCAAUAAUGGUUACCGCAAAGUACCGAUUGUUAUAGAAUCUCAUGAGAAGCCAAGACAGAGUAGUAGCAAAUUGAGUAGCCGUACAAAUGAGAUGUUCGAGAGGGAAAUAAUAGAUAUACGGUCGUAUCUAAGUCAGUCUCGAAGCAAUAUGUCGCCGUUUGCGAGGAGCAGCAGCUACAGGUCGCAGUAUGGGAGACCGAACUUAGAGCCAGGGCCAGUUAGUCGCGCACGCAGUUCCACGCUGGCCACGCAGGGUGAACUGAUCAAGCCAAAGGACAGGAAAUUGAACCUGCCCGUACCGAACCACCCCGGCAGACUGCCCGACGACAUUGUCAGCCUCUGCCCGUCUGUCAACAGCAGGAAGGAUUCAGGGAUCAGAAGCACUAGUAGGCGAUCUAGCAUACAACAGCAGAUAUUCGUAUUGAAUCACGUCUCGUUGGCGACCUCCCAAGUGGAUAUAAUGCAGCAAAGAGUGUCCGGGUAUUACACCUCGAGCCAAUCGUCCCUCGACAUCCCCCCCCGCUCGAAGCUCCCUCCGCCGCUCGACGAUGAGCAAGUUCGGUCCUUGCAGAAAUUGCGGAAACAGUCCGACCUUCAGCUCAUCCGCUGCGUUCAGGACAACGCGAGAUCCGGAAUCAACUACUUCGUGCAGCCGCCCUUGAACGGGCUCACGCUUUUCUUCAAAACGCCGGACAUGGAGAGGCACUACCGCGACAGAGCCCACAGGAGCGACGACUGCGAGGAUUUCCCUCCGACCCUGACCACGUCGCGCUUCAAUACCGCCCUCGACAUCUUGGUGUCGUCGAUCAUAUUCGUGAUAGUCGCGGCCUCCAUCAUCAUAGUCUACGAGGAGUGGCGAUUUUCCAUCGGGUGGUUUGUCGCGUUCGUGUCCAUCGAAGUGGCGGCGAUGUCCCUCUGCGCGUACCGGCACUACCUCAAGUGGAGGUCGAAAUUGGACCCCGACGACGUCGCGCAGACCUUGAGGAGGGCCGUCAAAGUCUUUCGGAAGCUGUCGAACUGGUACCCGUGGCACUUGUCCGGCAGCCUCCUGAUAAGUCUCCCCAUUCUGGCGGUCCUGCUGAACUUCUCUUGCCAAAUCACAACUUUGACGAUACUAAAGGGGAAACAGUCGUUCUACAUCUACCUUUUGACCGUCUGUAUCGUUCACUUUUGUAACUUCACCCAGAUGAGUUGGCUCGUGAAGAACGCCUUGGUGACUCUGUACGCGGCUCUGUUCCUGUUUCUAUCCCUCCUCGGCUGCCGAGAUCUCAAUACUCAAUUUCUAGAAUCGAUCGAUAUCACGCCGAGCUUGAACCUAUUCGCUCAAAACGGCACAAACAUCACGGAUUUACUCUCGGAGGACUCGACGGGGAGCAACGGUACGUUGGCGUCGGACGCCGUUCGUCACGAGAUGCAUUUGAGGGAGCUCUACCUGGACGUCGUGUUGCUAUUGAUCUUGGUUUGGUUUCUGAACAGAGAGUUCGAGAUAAGCUAUCGACUCAGUUUCUACAGCAACGUGGUCGCGACCAGAGACAAACAGAAGGUCCAAACCAUGAGGAAUCAAGCGGAUUGGCUGCUGCACAACAUCAUCCCGCGGCACGUCGCAGACCAACUGAAAAGCACCGCCAAAUACUCCGAGAACCACAGGGACGUCGGCGUCAUCUUCGCGAGCAUUGUCAACUUCAACGAAAUGUACGACGAGUCGUAUCUCAAGGGGAAGGAGUAUCUGCGGGUUCUCAACGAGCUGAUAGCGGACUUCGACGAACUGUUGGAGAGGCCGGAGUUCCAGCACGUCGAGAAGAUAAAGACGAUAGGCAGCACCUUCAUGGCGGCCAGCGGCCUCGACCCCGAUCUGAGGCAUUCCCUGCGAGGCCCUCGCGAGCACCUCUACCAGCUCAUGGAUUUCGCCCUCGAGAUGCAAAAAGUCGUCGAAAAUUUCAAUCGGGACUUGCUGGAGUUCGACUUCAUCCUUCGGAUCGGGUAUAACUUCGGCGACGUCACCGCCGGAGUGAUCGGCACUUCGAAGCUCUACUACGACAUCUGGGGCGACGCCGUGAACAUCGCCUCGCGGAUGGAUUCGACGGGCGUCCCCGAGCGGAUCCAGGUGGGCGAGGCUUGCGCGUCGGCUCUCUCGUCCCGGUACGUCUUCGAGCCCCGGGGCAGCGUCUACGUCAAGGGCAAGGACGACAUGAACGUGUUCCUCGUGAUCGGCAAGAGGGACGCGUAG